This is a messenger RNA of Penicillium canariense, 7164 nucleotides long. RefSeq lists its product as uncharacterized. The transcript is spliced from 14 exons. Gene Ontology annotation, molecular function: alpha-1,3-glucan synthase activity. Bases 1 to 7164 code for a protein of 2387 amino acids. Gene Ontology annotation, biological process: fungal-type cell wall (1->3)-alpha-glucan biosynthetic process. The record is from RefSeq and is a predicted model, not a curated record. NCBI's taxonomy places the organism in Eukaryota, Fungi, Ascomycota, Eurotiomycetes, Eurotiales, Aspergillaceae. Gene Ontology annotation, cellular component: fungal-type cell wall.
AUGAAGUUGCUCACUUCCAUCACUCAUUACCUUGCCAUUGUUGCAUUAUCUAUACGCUUUGCACAAUCCCUGCCAUAUCUCCCAGAGGAAGCAGACUGGAAUCUCAAUCAAAAUCAGACAGCGACACACCCUCUCGACUACUCGGGUCAGUGGGAUGGCCACACAUACAACCCCUCGCCAGAGAAUUGGCGAUUCCCCUUUUACACGAUAUUCCUCGACAGAUUUGUGAAUGGUGAUCCGAGUAACGAUAAUGCAAAUGGCACACAGUGGGAACAUAUCUUGACCUCCAACGAGUUCCGCCAUGGCGGCGACGUUCUUGGGUUGGUCGAUACGUUUGAUUAUCUUCAGGGGAUGGGGAUCAAGGGCGUCUAUCUCGCUGGAACACCGUAUAUCAACUUCCCUUGGGCCGCGGAUGGAUACUCCCCGCUUGACCUGACUCUGCUAGACCAUCACUUUGGUACGAUCGAGGAGUGGCGCACAAUGAUAUCUGAGGCGCAUCGACGGGGGAUAUAUGUUCUUUUCGAUAAUACCUUUGCAACAAUGGGCGAUCUUAUCGGUUUCCAGGGUUUCUUGAACACGUCCGCGCCGAUCAAUCCCAACGAGUACGACUAUGUUUGGAAGGAUGACCGUCGAUACUGGGACUUUCAGCCUGGAAAUGAAGUUGAGAGUGAAUGUCCCUGGGAGCAUCCUCGGUUCUGGGAUGAUGACGGGACCGGUUUGACCACCACAACCCUUGGUCCUUCAUGUCGGAAUAGUGAAUUUGAUCAGUAUGGAGAAGUUGCCGCCUUUGGAAACUACACCGAAUGGCAAGGGCAGAUAGCCAAAUUCGCAUUUGUGCAGGAUCGUCUACGCGGAUGGCGGCCGGACGUACUUGCCAAGAUCAAACACUUUUCGUGUCUAACCAUCACCAUGCUUGAUAUCGACGGAUUUCGCGUUGACAAAGCUCUACAAGUUACCCUUGACUCUCUUGGAGAAUGGUCCGAGUAUAUGCGGGAUUGCGCCAAGCAGGUGGGAAAGGACAAUUUCUACCUACCCGGAGAGAUUGUGGCGGGAAACGCUUUUGGCUCGCUUUAUAUCGGUCGUGGUCGCCAGACAAAUCAAACCAUCUCCAAUAUGACGGAAGCGUUUAUGAUGACGAACACGACAGACAAGUCAGAUGAGGAUCUCUUCCUGAGACCCGCGGAGAGGUCCGCGUUGGACGGGGCCGCGUUCCACUAUACGUUAUAUCGUGGUCUGUGCCGGUUUCUAGGUCUAGACGGUACCUACACUGCCGAAGGCGACCCGCCAGUCAACUUUGUGGAGACCUGGAAUGGUCUUGUGAAGACCAACGAUAUGGUCAACACGAACACUGGUAAGUUCGAUCCUCGCCACCUGUUUGGUGUCACAAAUCAGGAUAUCUUCAGGUGGCCAGGGAUCACAAACGGGACCCGAAAGCAGAAUCUGGGUCUGUACGUCGCUUCGUUGCUCAUGCCUGGAAUCCCCAUCCUCUCCUGGGGCGAGGAACAGGAUUUUUACGUUCUGGACAACCAGGCUGACAACUAUGUCUUCGGUCGUGGACCCAUGUCAUCUGCUCAGGCAUGGCAGCUGCACGGAUGCUACAAGCUGGGGUCAUCGAAAUACGUUGAUUUCCCGCUCGACCGCUCCCUGACCGGGUGUGGAGAUGAUUCCGUCAGUCUCGAUCACCGCGAUCCCUCUCACCCAGUGCGAGGCCUCAUCAAGAUGAUGUUUGAGAUGCGUCAAAACUAUCCCGCUCUGAAUGAUGGCUGGUACCUGCAACAAUUGUCCAACCAGACGUUCGAUAUCUACCUUCCAGGCAGUAAUGGGACGGCGACCGAGAUUGGGAUGUGGAGUGUCAUAAGAUCACGCUUUGUGGAGGCGCAGAAUCUUGAUGGCCAAGGCCAGGGAAAUCAGAGCGUCUGGCUGGUGUAUUCUAAUGACAACAAAACCGUCGAACACCAGUUCAACUGCAGCAGUAAGGACGCUUUGAUCUCGCCAUUUCCCACGGGAACAACGGUCAAGAACCUUUUUCCACCGUUCGAGGAAUUUACCCUGGCCAACAGUUCGAUCACGCUUGGAUUUGAAGGGUCUGACGUUCCCAACGGAUGUUAUCCCAACCUUACUAUGCCGGCCUGGGGUUUCAAAGCCUUUGUUCCGAAAGAUAAAUUCGUGCACCCUUCCCCAUAUAUAACACGCUUCUCCCCAGGGCAUGACGCUCGACUUGUGCCCCAGGGAACAAGUGGGGAGACGGUACGAAUUGGCUUCGAAUUCUCUCAGGAGAUGGAUUGCGAGGAUAUCAUCAACUCGCUGACGAUCACGUCCAAAGCGCUUGGCGACGAGAGCCCGCAGCUUGACACGACCUCGGUCUCUUGUAAACGUAUUGAAGAGACUGAUGUCGUGACAUGGCCGGGAGCAUUCACUAGCAUUUUCAGCUACGAGAUAGAUUUGGACAAUGUCUUUCCAGGGGUCCACAGAGUCACGCUUAGCAACGUGACUACAGCAGAUGGAAAUCAAUCCACAGGUUCCGUCGACCACUUUCUUUUCCGUAUCGGACAGAUGAACAAUCCGAUGGUCUGGCCACAGUUGGCCAACUACAGUAGAACGCUACUGUUCGACAACCCGUCGUCUGAAACUGACCCCUUAUCAGUAAUGCCACAGGCUCCUGGUGCAGACAUGUGGCGUUACUCGCUGGAUUUUGGAGCUACAUUCAGUGCCUGGAUGACAUACACUGGCUUCAACACGUCGAUCCCCGGGAAAAAUUGGACCGGCACUGCGAAGCAGGCCUGGGAAGGAGAACACAUCCUUGCCCAAUACUGGAACAAAUUGACCGGAAGUAGUGCUCACUGGCAGCAUGGAGACACGCAAUGGGCAUACAAUCCCCCCCGUCGCUUCCCAAACCUCUUCAUCGAAGGCGAGUUCAACCAGUUCGGAUAUGACGCUGGCUAUUCCAACAAAAUGGCUCUUAGCAACAUCACUGGCCUGUGGGAAAUUCACUUCAUGAGCGAGUGGCCCGCGCAGGUUGCGUUCAACGCCUGGGGAUUAAACGAAGACGGCCUGCCCGAUCAAACACAGGUAUUUGGGGACAUCAAUGGAGACAACGUUCUGGAUCAGGUCCCUCCAGUCACGCUGCUGAGCAAUCGAUUCAACAUCACCAUCCCACCCCCUUCACCCUAUCUUUCCUUCAAGCUGUCUGUGGAUGACGGCGAUCUUAGGGUCUACGCUACGCCCACAGGAUCCAGGUGGGUUCAGCUGGCCAUCUUCAUUGUGCUAGCGAUUGUGCCUGUCGCCACCGCUGUCAGUGCGGUGUAUGUUUACCUGAAGGCAUUUUACCAGGUCAAAUUCAACCAAAUCGGUGUCACUGAGAAAAGAUCAGGCUUCGCUCCACUGGUGAGCGUCUUUCAAAAGGUGGCCCAUCGAUCUAAGGACAGGGACUCCAAUCCCGGACUUGCUCUAACCAAUGUGGGCCCCUUCCCAUCUGAAAGUGGAGGCGUCGUCGGUGCCAUGGUAAACACCCGCCGACGAACCGUGCUCAUUGCAACGAUGGAGUACGAUAUUGAAGACUGGGGCAUCAAGAUCAAGAUCGGUGGGCUCGGUGUGAUGGCCCAGCUGAUGGGGAAACAUCUGACCCAGCAGGACCUCAUAUGGGUGGUCCCUUGUGUUGGGGGAGUUGACUACCCCAAGGCCGACCCCGGUGAGCCGAUGGUGAUCACCGUCCUUGGGAAUAAAUACCAAGUGGAUAUCCAGUAUCAUCGGCUGCACAACAUCACAUACGUCUUGUUAGACGCGCCUGUGUUCCGAGCUCAGUCCCAAUCAGAGCCGUACCCUGCCCGCAUGGAUGACAUGAACUCGGCAAUAUUCUAUUCUAGUUGGAAUCAGUGUAUUGCUGAAGCUAUCAGGAGAUUUCCGGCUAUCGACCUCUAUCACAUCAAUGAUUACCAUGGCGCCGCUGCCCCUCUCUAUCUUCUACCUCGCACAAUUCCAUGUUGCGUGUCUCUGCAUAAUGCCGAAUUCCAAGGACUCUGGCCAAUGAAAACUCCACAGCAAAAUCAAGAGGUUUGCAGUGUCUAUAACCUUGACCAUGCAUUGGUGAUGAAGUAUAUACAAUUCGGUGAGGUGUUCAACCUUCUUCAUGGAGCUGCCAACUAUCUGAAAAUCCACCAAAAUGGCUUCGGCGCUGUCGGUGUCUCCAAGAAAUAUGGCAAGAGAUCGUACGCCAGAUAUCCUAUUUUCUGGGGUCUCAAGAAUAUUGGAGCGCUGCCAAACCCCGAUCCAUCUGACAUCGCCGACUGGGAUCAUAACGCAAACAACAAUCUCGAAGACGUUAUCAUCGAUACAGAGUUUGAAGCCAGACGUGCCCCGCUCAAAAGACAAGCACAAGAAUGGGCAGGGCUCGAAGUUGACCCAGAGGCCCAGCUGUUUGUGUUUGUCGGUCGUUGGUCCAUGCAAAAAGGCGUUGAUCUGAUUGCAGACAUCUUCCCCUCCAUUCUAGACGCUCACCCAAAGGUCCAGUUGAUGUGCAUUGGUCCAGUCAUUGAUCUCUAUGGAAGGUUUGCCGCCUUAAAACUGAAUCGACUCAUCGAGCUCUACCCUGGGCGGGUGUUUUCCAGACCAGAGUUCACUGCACUACCGCCCUUCAUUUUCAGUGGCGCUGAAUUCGCCUUGAUUCCUUCGCGUGAUGAACCGUUCGGUCUGGUGGCCGUGGAAUUCGGACGGAAAGGAGCGUUGGGCGUGGGAUCACGUGUUGGUGGCCUUGGACAGAUGCCAGGAUGGUGGUACACAAUCGAGUCUAUGACAACCAAACAUCUUCUCCAACAGUUCAAGAUGGCCAUCAACGACGCUCUGAAAUCAUCCCAGGAGACACGAGCGCUCAUGCGUGCACGAUCCGGCAAGCAGCGCUUCCCCGUAUUACAGUGGGUUGAGGAUUUGGAAAUCCUACAAACCACCUCGAUCGAAAUGCACGCCAAGUACUCUAAACGCCACGAUCGUAGUUCAUGGAGGAUUUUCCGUGGCAGCACCCUUGUCCCAGAAAGCACUCGCAAAAUCUCGUCGAGCUCAGACAAUAGCCGCGAACAGAGUCGAUCACGCAGCUCUAUCGUGUCUGUCCCGCCGAGCAGGCCGGUUACGGCUGAUAUGAGACUGUCUGGACUUCGACCAGGCGUUGACCACGUCCUCUCGCCGACAAAUCCGUCUUUCAAUCUAAACAUGUCCAACAACGAGCCCGAUUCUGACACAGACCCAAGACGCAGGCCCUUGUCCUCCAACCCUCUCGCAGACUCACGAAUCGUUUACUCUGCGGCAAUCGAUGGAGAAGAUCUCGAGCUCAUUUCUGGGGCCCUCCAAGAGGAUGGCAGUGUUCGUCCAUCGCCAUUUGGGACACCUACUGUCUAUUUUGCUCAAUCCGGUGCCAGCACACCAGUUCUCGGUGCAGGACCAGAAGACAGUCUGCUGGGGCGAAGCGACGCAAGGGUAUCCUUGAUGAGUCUGGUCAGCGUUGAUAAUAUAAUCAAGGAGAAACUAGACUACAACCUCCAGAAAGUUGAUCCAUUUUUCACGGAUGUGAAUAAGGAGUACGCGGAUAAGUUUGAGAAGAAGCUUGCGGAUCUGAACAGCAAGAACUCCGAAGACCAGCUGUGCAUCGAGGAGUUUCUCGAGAAGAGUGAGAAAGACUGGUUCAAUCGAUACCGCGAUGUCAAACUGGGCAAGUCCCCCUUGCCAUCUCCUGCUCCCUCUGUCUUUCGCUUCAAGGUUCAUGAGACCGAUGGGCCAGAGACCCCGCCAAUUACUGGUCCAGUUUCAGACCCAAUUGCCGGGCAAUUCCUUCUCCCAAAUAACUAUGUUACUCCCACGGGUCUAAAGCGUUUCAUGUUGAUGAAGCUGGGUGAUUGGCCUGUGUACUCCAUCUUCCUCGCUAUUGGCCAAAUCCUUGCCUUGAACUCGUACCAGAUCACACUCCUGAACGGUGAGAUUGGAGAGACGGCCGAAAAGCUAUAUAUUCUAGCAUCCAUCUAUCUUGCCUCUUCGAUCAUAUGGUGGAUGGUCUUCCGUCUAAUCCCCUCAGUCUAUGUGUUGACGAUUCCAUUCUUUAUAUACGGGUUUGCCUUUCUGUUUGUCGGUCUUGCCGGGCCCAUCCACAACAGCACGACUCAGACAUGGCUACAAAACGUGGGAACAGGCUUGUAUUCGUUUGCAUCUUCGAGUGGUUCGAUUUUCUUCGCCCUCAACUUUGGAGAUGAAGGUGGAGCGCCUCUGAGGUCUUGGAUUUAUAGAGCCACUGUCAUCCAGGGCACUCAGCAGUUGUUUAUCAGUUUCGUUUGGUACUGGGGUAGCUGGAUGGCAACUCUCAAUCAAAAAGGUAACACACAAUUCAGCCUUGCCAUGACCGAUUCAGGUGCUUUGCUCGGGAUCGGACUCGGACUUGCCUGUCUUCUGUGGCUUUUGGGAGCCCUGGUCUUCUUUGGACUUCCUGCAUAUUACAGCCAAGCACCAGGUCAAGUGCCCACAUUCUACCUAUCGCUCUUCCGCCGUCGCAUCAUUCUUUGGUUUUUCUACAUGGCGUUCAUAUCAAACUACUGGCUCUCGGCACCUUACGGACGAAACUGGCUCUAUCUCUGGUCUAGCAAGCAUGCACACGCGUGGCAAAUCGUGCUCCUUGUCCUCCUCUUUUUCAUCGUUGUCUGGGCGGCAGCCCUCUGGGUCUUUCACGUCUUCUCCAAGAGACACGCUUGGUUCAUCCCGAUCUUUGCCGUCGGUCUUGGUGCUCCUCGAUGGGCCCAGAUGUUGUGGGCAACCUCCAACACAGCUACGUACAUCCCCUGGGCCGGUGGUCCCGUAGCCGGAGCUAUGCUUGGUAGAGCACUGUGGCUCUGGCUAGGAGUUUUGGAUUCCCUUCAGGGUGUCGGGUUUGGAAUGAUCCUCCUCAACACAAUGACUCGAUUUCAUAUCACCUUCACACUUCUAGCCGCACAGGUAGUCGGUUCCAUUGCCACUAUCCUCGCCCGCGCGACAGCACCGAAUAAGUUAGGCCCUGGUGAUGUUUUCCCUGAUUUCUCCGCUGGCGUCGCAGCCGGCUUGGGAAAGGCAGACUUCUGGGUCUGCCUGCUCUUCAUACUAUCCAUCAACGUGCUCUGCGUUAUCUUCUAUCGCAAGGAACAACUCGCGAAACCUUGA